This is a messenger RNA of Colletotrichum karsti, 747 nucleotides long. RefSeq lists its product as uncharacterized. Lineage: Eukaryota; Fungi; Ascomycota; Sordariomycetes; Glomerellales; Glomerellaceae. The record is from RefSeq and is a predicted model, not a curated record. The transcript has a single exon. The coding region runs from base 1 to 747 and encodes 248 amino acids.
AUGCAGAAACCUUCAAAGGCAAUUCUUCUGGUCACGGGAGCAUGGCAUGUUCCACAGCAUUACGACAAACUCGUCAAGCAACUUCAAGCCAACGGACUGAGAGUUAUCUGCGAACGACUGCCGACGAACAAUAACGCUGUGCCACCCGACACCACGAUCGACGACGAUGUCGCCUUCGUCAGAAACAUCGUGGAACAGGAAGCGUCUGCCGGGACGCAUCUUGUCGUUCUUGCCCACUCUUAUGGCGGUGUCGUUACAUCUGCAGCACUGGCCGAUUUCGCGACUACGCCAGAUUCCGUAAAAGGGGGCGUGACAGACAUCAUCAUGAUGACUGCAUUCAUACCAGCAGAGAACACCUCACUUGCAGGCAUCUUCGGCGGAACGCUGCCUCCGUACCUGACAUCACAACCCGACGGCACCAUCACCUGGUCAGACCCAAUUAGCUUGCUUUACAACGACAUGCCCGAGGAAGAAGCCCAGUGGGCCGAGAAGCAGAUGGUAGCCCACGGCCAUGCCGCUCAGUACACACCGAUCAGCUGCCCAGAGGUAGCAUGGCGGGUUAUCCCUCUGAAUUAUAUCAUCUGUGAUAAUGACAAGGCCUUGCCGAGUUUCGUUCAAGAGAUGAUGAUCAAGAACGUCGAAGAGCAAGGCAUUGAUGUUAGCAAGUUCCGGCUGCCGGCUUCUCACAGCCCGUUCUUGAGCAUGCCCGAGAGAGUAGCGGACAUCGUGAUGAGCGUUAUGGGAUGA